AUGGUUGGAAUUAGAGACUUGAGACUUGUGGGAAUUAUUCGGUUAAAAGUGCCUAUAAAUUUUUGCAAGAAUCUAAAGAUACCUCCUAAGAUCAGAAACUUCUUAUGGAGGGCUACUUUGGGUGUGCUCCCAACUUGUAUUCAGCUCCAAAAAUGUCAUGUUCCCGUCAAUGUUGAUUGUCCGCUAUGUAACGCUCAUGCAAAAACUGUUCACCAUGCGUUGGUGGAGUGUGAGGUUGCUAAAGAUGCUUGGAAUCGCAGCAUGGUCGACGUGUGGGCGGAGGCUACAACAUUCAGCAGCUGGCUGUUGGGGAUCUUCGGUAGAGGGCACGAAGGUGAAAUGGAGGAAGUGACUGUGGUGAGUUGGGCUAUUUGGCGCGCGCAAAAUGAAUUUGUUUGGCAGAAGAAGAGUUGGCCUGCUUCAAAUAUUGUUGCAUCAGCUAGAAACAUGCUUAAUCAGUAUAAAUUUGCUCAAGGAAGGAAGGGUCUUUCGUUGUCUCCGCUGCAUGAUGGGGGGCGAAAUCUUGAGCGUUGGAUUGCACUUGAGUUAAACAAGAUCAAAGUUAAUGUUGAUGGGGCUUUAUUUGAACAAGAGGGGCGUUUUGGCAUGACUUCUGUAGCUCGGAAUCAUCAUGGUGCUAUGGUAGAAGUAUUUAAGAAGGGGAAGAUUGGUUGUGUUUAA
Cannabis sativa is the source of this 681-nucleotide messenger RNA. RefSeq lists its product as uncharacterized. NCBI's taxonomy places the organism in Eukaryota, Viridiplantae, Streptophyta, Magnoliopsida, Rosales, Cannabaceae. Bases 1 to 681 code for a protein of 226 amino acids. The transcript has 2 exons. The record is from RefSeq and is a predicted model, not a curated record.